Myotis myotis is the source of this 2628-nucleotide messenger RNA. It is a transcript of the gene RSPH3, whose product is annotated as radial spoke head 3. The transcript has 9 exons. Gene Ontology annotation, cellular component: cilium. The record is from RefSeq and is a predicted model, not a curated record. NCBI's taxonomy places the organism in Eukaryota, Metazoa, Chordata, Mammalia, Chiroptera, Vespertilionidae. The coding region runs from base 219 to 1442 and encodes 407 amino acids.
UGCUGGGCAACCGGUGCGGGCGCCGCCGGCGGCUCUGUGCUCCCGCUGUAGCCUGCGGAGUGCGGCUCCCACCUCUCGCCCUGGCAACUUCCCUCUCGCCCGCCGCCUGCCCUGCCUCCUCUGCCGGCGUCCUGGCACCCCUGCCCUGGCACCCCCUAAACCUCUGCGGGCCCCACCACGCCGUCGCGCCCACCUGCUGCGACGCCAGGUUCCAUUGAAUGCGAAGCGCUUCGACCCCCGGCGCGGCCCCUGGGACCAUGACCACCUACACCUACACCAGCCGGCCCCGGGCCCCGCCCUGCCGCCUGCGCUACCGGAACGGCCUGACGCAGCAACCGGACGAGCCUUUGCCGUUCGGAAACAUCAUGUAUGACAGAAGGGUGAUCCGAGGCAACACUUACGCUCUGCACACAGAACCGCAGCGCGGGCAGGCCAUCGACGAGCACGUUCAGAAGCUCCAGGAGACUAAGAAGAGGGCGGCCGCCAAAAAGCGAGCCCAGGAGCAGCUCCGACCGCGCACGCCGGAGCCCGUGGAGGGCAGGAAGCACGUGGACGUGCAGACAGAAUUAUACCUUGAAGAAAUUGCUGACCGCAUAAUAGAAGCUGAUAUGGAAUGCCAGACAGAUGCAUUUUUGGACAAACCACCAACACCACUCUUUAUUCCUGCCAAAACUGGCCAGGAUGUGGCCACCCAAAUCCUAGAAGGAGAGCUCUUUGACUUUGACCUGGAAGUGAAACCGAUGCUGGAAGUCCUGGUGGGAAAGACCAUUGAGCAGGCGCUGCUGGAGGUGAUGGAAGAGGAGGAGCUGGCCGACCUGCGGGCCACGCAGUACGCGUUUGAAGAGCUGCGCAACGUGGAGCUGGCGGAGGUCCAGAGGCUGGAAGAGCAAGAGCGGCGACACCGGGAGGAAAAAGAGCGCCGGAAGCAGCAGCAGUGGGAGGUGAUGCACAAGCACAAGGAGACUUCGCAGAAGAUCGCCGCCCGCGCCUUCUCACAGCGCUACCUGGCCGACCUGCUCCCCUCCGUGUUCGACAGCCUCAAGGAGGGCGGCUACUUUUUUGAUCCGAUUGAGAGAGAUAUUGAGCUCGGAUUCCUUCCGUGGCUAAUGAACGAAGUUGACAAAACCAUGGAGCACAGCAUGGUGGGAAGGACAGUGCUUGACAUGUUGAUUCGUGAAGUGGUUGAGAGGAGGCUGAACACGUAUGAGCAAAAGGAGGACAAGCAUCCGUUUCUGAAGCCCGAGGACGGGCCUGGUGGUCCUGGACCCAUGAGAGACCCCACGACGGGUGAUGAAUUCCAGGAGCAGAGGUCGCUCCCAAGCACAGAGGCCCCCUAUGAGAAGCUAAUAGAGGAAGAGGAGGAGGAGGAAGAUCCGAUAGGACUGAGGAGAUCCCUGGGGAGGGAAGAACAGUUUCAAGGCAGAGAAUCCUGGGAGGGGUGAAACCAGCCUACAGCCAACCAGCAUUGCAAGCAAUCAGGUACCAAAAACAUGUCCAUAUUUUAACAAUGGAGAGGAAUAUCUUUCUCCAGCUAUAAAAAGGACUUGCACUGUAUGACUAUGUAGCAUUAUGUGGUUCUCCAAGCGUCUUCCCACCCAUCGCUGUAUCAGUGACACCUCAUAGCACCCCUUCUGAAAGUGUGAGUGACAGUGUCUGCUUGUCAGCCUCAGUCAUUCGUUCGUUACCAGCGAACACUCCCGAGUGCCUGCUGUGUGCCCGGCGCCAUGUAGCCGCGGAGAUACAUGGAACGGCUGCGAGUAAGGACACCGCAGCCGGGGACUUACAGGGACAAGCCUACCGAGUGAUGGGAUGGAAGCUGGGACCCAAGCCUUCUUUCUUCUCAUCUAGUGGGCUUUCCGCUAAACCAGCGGUUCUCAACCUGUGGGUCGCCACCCCUUUGGGGGUCAAACAACCCUUUCACAGGGGUCGCCUAAGACCAUCGGAAAACACAUAUAUAAUUACACAUUGUUCUUGUGAUUAAUCACUAUGCUUUAAUUAUGUUCAGUUUGUAACAAUGAAAUUGGGGGUCACCACAACAUGAGGAACUGUAUUAAGGGGUCGUGGCAUUAGGAAGGUGGAGAACUGCUGCCUAAACAACCUUGAGUCCUUGUGGGUUACAAAGAAUAACGUUGAAUAAAUUAUUGUAUUAACAGCAUUUUUAAAAUUGGAAUUGCACCUGUUAUCCAUUGCUGGGUUAGCAGUCUUCAUAAUCAUGCUCAAAUUUGUAGGAUUGAUUUUGGCAAGAAGACCUAAACAUUUUAAAAUUAGGGUUGUUGCUGAUCAUUAUUAUUAUUAUUACUAUUGACUUUAAAAUACCUAUAAUCUUAAGAAUGCUUUCAGAAUGGAGCUGAGAUGAUCUUUUACAAAUUCUAACCCUUUUUUACAAUAACCCAGUCCACUAAGCACUUCUCAGGUGCUUUGCUAAAACAUUCAGGCUUGUGCUCUAUAAUUCCAUAAGUUAACUCAGUUUAUUAAAAUAUACAGAAAUCUUCCCUAGCCAGUUUUAGUCGGUGGUUAGAGAAUCGGCCUGCUGACCAAAGGUUUGAUUGCCAGUCAAGGGCAUGUACUUGGGUUGCAGGAUCGAUCCCCGGCCCUUGCUGGGGUGCAUGCAGGGGGCAACCGUCAGUG